This is a messenger RNA of Mangifera indica (mango), 2351 nucleotides long. Its product is annotated as general transcription and DNA repair factor IIH subunit TFB1-1-like. The transcript has 20 exons. The record is from RefSeq and is a predicted model, not a curated record. Gene Ontology annotation, cellular component: transcription factor TFIIH holo complex; transcription factor TFIIH core complex. The coding region runs from base 339 to 2132 and encodes 597 amino acids. Gene Ontology annotation, biological process: nucleotide-excision repair; transcription by RNA polymerase II; transcription by RNA polymerase I. NCBI's taxonomy places the organism in Eukaryota, Viridiplantae, Streptophyta, Magnoliopsida, Sapindales, Anacardiaceae.
CCUUUUGUACCUCCAAAUCACUUCUGAAAAAAAAAAAAAUCCUAUUUGCGUCCUGAUAUUCUGAUGCUUGUAUGAUUAAGCUUAUGCUCCCUCCAAACUCUCAAGAGCAACACAGGGAGCAGCUCCCAAUAAAAUCUCUCCCAACUUUUAUUCUCUUUGUGUGUCCUCUUCAAUUUUCAAACCCACUUAAGAGUUUUAAAUGCAGAUCACUCCCUGAACUGAAAGAUUGAAACUUGAGCCAGUUGGUUGCAAAGAAUCUUAACAAAAUCGCUACUUUAAUUGUUCUCAAUUGCAUCCCAGUUGAAUUCGUUGAAUGAUUCAUUGACGGCCUUGUAAAGAUGUCCAGCUUGCAAGUCACCAAGCGAACCAAGUACAAAACAUCCGUCAAAGACCCCGGCUCUCCCGGUGCUCUUAGAAUGAAUGAACAGAAAUUGUUGUUCGUGCCUGAUAAUCGUAACUCUGGUACUAAGGUGGUUGUGGAGUUCAAGUCAAUUCAAGGGCAUAAAUAUACUAAGGAGGGAUCAAACAAGCCGCCAUUGAUUAAUUUAUCCAAUGUUCAGGGGGGAAGCUACAUUUUUGAGUUUGAUAGUUAUGCUGAUCUCCAUGUUUGCCGAGAUUUUGUGAGCAAAGUCCUUGAGAAGUCCAGAGAGACUUCAGGCACUGCUUCUGAAAAGGCUGCUGUUACAUUAGCGGAUGAACAACUUAGCACAGCAGAAAUGCAGCUUCGAAUUAAGCUCUUGCAAGAGGAUAGUGAGUUGCAGAAACUUCAUCAGCAAUUUGUUGGUGGUAAUAUCUUGACAGAAGCUGAAUUUUGGGCAACAAGGAAGAAGUUGCUGGAUACAGACUCCUGCAGGAAGUCAAAACAGCGGGUUGGUUUUAAAAGUGUCAUGAUUUCAGACAUAAGACCAUUAACUGAUGGUCAGACAAACAAAGUUACAUUUAGUUUGACACCAGAGAUCAUUCUACAGAUUUUUGCGGAGAAACCAGCUGUUCAUCAGGCGUAUUUGAAUUUUGUUCCCAAAAAGAUGACAGAAAUGGAAUUCUGGACCAAAUAUUGUAGAGCAGAAUACCUCAACCAUACGAAAAAUGUUCAUGCUGUGGCAGCAGAGGCCGCUGAAGAUGAGGAGCUUGCUGUUUUUCUUAAGGAAGAUGAUAUAUUGGCAAGAGAAGUUCGUAAGAAGAUUAGACGGGUUGAUCCAACCCUAGACAUGGAAGCUGAUGAAGGGGAUGAUUACACCCAUCUGCCUGAUCAUGGGAUUUUACGUGAUGGUAGCAAGGAAUUAAAUAAAUCUCAGAACGAAUUUUAUAGGAGGACUCUGCUGCAAGACCUUAAUCGGCAUGCUGCUAUCGUUCUUGAAGGAAGAACUGUAGAUGUUGAAAGGGAGGACAACACAAAUGCUGUAGCAGAGGCACUAGCGCAUUCAAAACAGGGGAUGGAAGAAGCUGAUGGAAAUGAAAACAAGAAUAGAGCCGAUAGAAUCUCCCGGGUGACACCAAUUGAGGACCUCCAACCAGCAGAUAGUCUUCCUUUAGCCCCACUAAGCAUUAAGGAUGCUCGAGAAUACUUUGAUUCUCAGCAGGUUAAUGCACUAAAAACCUCCAGAGAUGCAUCAGCAAGGAUGGAAUCACGGAGCUGCAACACCCAGGAAGCAUAUGCUUCUAUGAGGAAUGCUAUUUCUGAGAUUAAAGAAAAUGGAUUAAGUGAUCCAAUAGUUAGUUCUGACGUUGCUAUCAAGGUUUUUAAUGGGUUGACUCAAAAUAUCUCUAGCAUCAAAUAUCAUCUUGGGAAAAAUCCUCGGGAGAGUGUUCUAGAUAGAUUGCCAAAUACAACUAGAGAGAAACUUCUAUUUCAUUGGACAACGAUUCAAGAAUUACUGAGGCAUUUUUGGUCUUCAUAUCCUAUCACCACUCCAUAUAUUUUUACUAAGGUAACCAGACUGAAGGAUGCCAUGUCUAAUAUUUAUCCACAGCUAGAGGAAUUGAAGGAAUCUUUGCAGUCAGAUCUCCGGCACCAGGUUUCCCUCCUUGUUCGUCCAAUGCAACAGGCUUUAGAUGCUGCAAUUCAACAUCAUGAUGUCGACAUGCAAAAGAGAUCUGUAAAGAGUGGAGAGAAACCAAAUGGAUAUACCUAAAAGAAGAAUUUGGUAUCCAUCAUCAAUUUGCAACCACAAUACUGUGAAAUUGUUCGCUGCUUCCACCCAAUUUUGUUGUGAGCUUACACUAGAUUAACGGCAUGUUUCAAUCCCAUGUAAAAAUACACUUGUGAAUUCAUCAGCUGGUGGCCAUGUUUAUACAAUUCAUUGUUCUGAAAAUUCACUGCUAAAUACCAUAGUUUUCUGAAGUUUUGCCAA